AUGGUGUUGCAAAAAAGCCAGAAGAUUGUUGUUGUCACCGGCGGAACCCGGGGGAUUGGCUACGGCACUGUGAAAGUGCUGGCGGAGACAUUACCCAAUGACGUCAUCUAUAUGACGGGUAAGUUGCGUCGAAAAUAUGGAUGACAUUUGCAGGAAGGGAUAUUGUUUUUGGAGAGAGAGUCCUCAAGAAACUGGAUUGUGAACUUAUGAAUAAAAAACACGCAGAGAUCCGUCUACAUCCCUUGGACAUUACUGAUGAGGAGAGUUGUCAAAUCUUUGCAGAGCAUUUGGAAAAGGAACAUGGCGGGCUUGAUAUUCUCAUCAACAACGCUGGAUUUGCCUACAAAGUCGGUUUCAAAAAAGUGUUAAUUCCUUUUUUUAGAACAAUGAUCCUACACCUUUGGAAAUCCAAGCUGAAGUCACAUUGAAUAUAAAUUAUUACGGAACCAAAAGAAUCACCGAUUAUUUGGCUCCAAUAAUGCGUCAGCGUGGCCGGUGAGUACAGAAGUAUAGCUUCUAAUCGUGAAGUUUAGAAUCAUCAACAUCUGCAGUCAAGCGGGAGUAAUGCGAGGGGCCUACAAGAACGAAUACAUCGACCUGGUGGCAAGUCCCACCUCGACCUAUGAAGAUGUUGAUAAACUGAUCGAGAUCUAUAAGGAGCAUUGUAAGAAAGGGCUUCCCGUUGGAGAUGGGACCUUCGCAAAAACGGCCUACAGUGUUUCGAAGGCGUUGGAGAUCGCUCUGACCAUGAUCCAAGCUCGCGAGUUCAAGGCCAAAAAGAUCCUCGUCAAUUGCGUAAGUGUGCUUGUUGGCACAAUGACAAUACAAUUCUAUUUUUAGUGUUGUCCUGGUGCGGUAGCGACACGAAUGACCGGUUUCAAGGGGAUCUUCACCCCGGAAAGAGGGGCUGAUUGUGCAGUUUAUCUAGCAACGGCUCGAUUUCUUCCUUCGGGCAUGUUCUUUUAUUUACGGAAGCCAAUUGAUUGGCCUUGA
This is a messenger RNA of Bursaphelenchus xylophilus (pine wood nematode), 993 nucleotides long. The record is from the annotation of a GenBank genome assembly. NCBI's taxonomy places the organism in Eukaryota, Metazoa, Nematoda, Chromadorea, Rhabditida, Aphelenchoididae.